Molecule: messenger RNA, 1520 nt
Organism: Chiloscyllium plagiosum (whitespotted bambooshark)
Lineage: Eukaryota; Metazoa; Chordata; Chondrichthyes; Orectolobiformes; Hemiscylliidae
Source: RefSeq, a predicted model, not a curated record
CAGACUGGAAUCGAAUCGAGGGGUUCGGAUUCGCUGUUGGACCCACCAGUGGAGCAAAAUGCCAGAUUGGAAUUCACAACUGGGCACUCUUCUCUUUCUCUGCCUGCUCUUCCGGGGUGCCCUGAGUGCCUGCACCACGAGCACCACCGAGGAGUGCUGCAAUGCCGGUUUUGUGCCGGGGGCGCGGCUGGCAGGGCAGGGUUAUGACGUGGUGACCCUGCAGCCCAAGGGAGCCUUCGUCAUCGACGUGAACACCUGGCGCACGGCCAACAGGAGCUGCACUCUCUGCGAUAAUGAGCUGCUCAAUGGCGUGCGCCAACGGCUGCCCAUCUCGCUGGUGGACUGGCGCACCCUGAGCUCCUGCCGGCGCUCAGUCUCCAGCCAGCUUUACCGAUCGGCCGCAAAGCUGGCAGAGUCCGCCAGCUCCUCCAUCACCAACAACUGGCACGUGGACCUCUCUGUGCAAAAGCCCGAAGUCGGUGUCAAUGUGGUGCUGGCUGGAUCCCAUUCCAAGAUGGUGGAGUUUGGCACCAGCCGCUCCCAAAGUGAUCACUACAGUUUCGCCAGUCACCAGUUCCAAUGCCUCCAUUACCAGUAUCGGGUGAAGGAAAAGCCCCUUCUGUCUCCCGAUUUCCAAUACUCUCUCUCCAAACUCCCAGCCAGCUCUGUUGGUCAUGACAAGUACCCUUAUCAGAAGCUGGUGGCUACCUACGGUACCCACUACCUCAAGUCAGUGGAGCUGGGCGGGCGCUACAAGGACGUGACGGCUAUUCGGACAUGCGAGGCAGCAUCCGAGGGCUAUACCACCGAGGAGGUGAAGGACUGCCUGUCGGUGGAGGCCAGUGUCACGGUGGGCCUGACCACCACAAUUUCACCGGGCUACAAGCGAUGCCAGGAGAAGGCGUGCUCCAUGAAACACCAUGACAACUUCCACCAGGCCUUCAGCGACCGGGAGACGGAGGUGAUGGGAGGCCGGGCCCGGCAAGGGGCCGACCUCUUGUUCUCCGGGGAUGGCAUGGCCUUCGCCCGCUGGAUGGACAGCUUGCUCGCCUCCCCGGGCCUUGUGCGCUAUGCCCUGGCACCGCUGCACCACCUGCUGCCCGCUGGCGACCUCAGGCAGAAGAACCUGCGGCGCUACAUCAGUGAGUACAUCAUGGAUAAUGCCCUCUCCCAGAAAUGUGGAGCGGGUUCUCGGUGCCCUCACGGGUCCUACCGUGAUCCACGCCAACCCUGCUCCUGCCUGUGUCGCGAGGACAGCCGUGUGGACCGCAACUGCUGCUCCAAGAUGAAGGGACUGGGCCACCUAGUGGUCACUGUCCAGGAGGGCCGGGACCUCUGGGGGGACGUCUUCUCGGGCACCGACGGCUACGUGGUGGUCAGGUACGGCCAGGCGCAGGCCAGGACCUCGGUGAUCUCAGGCAACAACAACCCCAGGUGGAACGCCAAGCUGGACCUUGGCCAGGUCAAGGCAGAGAGCGGGCACAAGCUGACUAUCGAAGUCUGGGACCAGGACGACAUCA